This is a messenger RNA of Hermetia illucens (black soldier fly), 909 nucleotides long. RefSeq names its product DNA-directed RNA polymerase III subunit RPC8 (gene Polr3H). The transcript is spliced from 5 exons. Gene Ontology annotation, cellular component: RNA polymerase III complex. NCBI's taxonomy places the organism in Eukaryota, Metazoa, Arthropoda, Insecta, Diptera, Stratiomyidae. Gene Ontology annotation, biological process: transcription initiation at RNA polymerase III promoter; DNA-templated transcription. The coding region runs from base 136 to 837 and encodes 233 amino acids. The record is from RefSeq and is a predicted model, not a curated record.
CAGUCUCGCGCUCGGUGUUUAUCCCGCUUCAAAGUGGAUUAAUUUUAAUAUUUCCUCAACAACGUGAAGACUAUAAUCAUUCCUUUCGUAGUAGAUAUGUUUAGAUAGCAAUUUGCUGGUGAAAAAGCGUUCGGAAUGUUUGUUCUAGCGGAGCUAAAGGAUACAAUCCGAAUUGCACCGGAGCAAUUCCACCUGAAGCUGUCGGAAGCAGUCCGGGAUGAAAUCAAUAGAAAAUUAGCAAAUAAGGUACUUUUAAACGUCGGUCUGUGUAUUGCCCUGAAAGAUAUUGUCAAGCUUGGUGAUUCCAUCAUAUUGCCGGGAGAUGGGGCGUCGCACACUGAAGUGAUUUUUCGGUAUAUUGUAUUCCGUCCAACAGUCGGUGACGUCAUAACCGGUAAAAUACGGAGUUGCAGUCGUGAAGGAGUGCAUAUUACGUUAGGCUUUUUUGAUGACAUCCUUAUACCACCGACUGCAUUGCAACAUCCUUCGCGGUUUGAGGAAGCGGAACAGGCCUGGGUGUGGGAGUAUCCCUUGGAGAAUGGCGAAGGGCACGACCUUUUCAUGGAUAUAGGUGAACCCAUCAAAUUUCGUGUAUCGAGAGAAAUAUUCGAAGAAAGUUCGCCUAUUGGUCCUCCGGAUCAAGCUGAAAGCGCAUCGACUUCCGCAUCCCAAACAACAGCAGACGUAAAGACACCCUACAGGAUAAUAGCUGCAAUAAACGAAUCUGGUCUGGGCGUCCUUUCCUGGUGGGAAUCGCACGGUCAAGAGGAGAAUGGCGAAGAUGAUGGAAAUGAAGAAGACGUCGAAGAAGUGGAAAUGGACACUGAAACUGUGUAAUUUCAAUUUACUUGAAACUUUUUGUAUAUAAAUAAUGUUAUUGGAAUAGAUUUUCUAAUUUAUCACUGAAAA